This is a messenger RNA of Salvelinus fontinalis (brook trout), 1567 nucleotides long. Its product is annotated as melanocyte protein PMEL-like. The record is from RefSeq and is a predicted model, not a curated record. The transcript is spliced from 6 exons. Lineage: Eukaryota; Metazoa; Chordata; Actinopteri; Salmoniformes; Salmonidae. Gene Ontology annotation, biological process: melanosome organization. Gene Ontology annotation, cellular component: melanosome. Bases 684 to 1481 code for a protein of 265 amino acids.
UAAUGAACAGGAUAAGGAUCCACGUGUUGCCGUCAAGCUGGGGCCAUUUGUCCCAGACUGCCCGUACCCAAGAGCCCAAGGCCUGUCAAGGCCCUGCUCCCAGCCCCGCCUGGAGGGAGUUCUGCAUCAAACACGUCCUGGAGGACAAGAACACCCCCUACAGACAGUGUAGUUAUGUGUGUAACAAGAAUGGCAAGCGCUUCCCGAAUGCAGCCCCUAAGGUUGAAAAUAAAGAAUGGGUGACCUUCUGCGUGGAGCACUUUAGGUGGAAUGCCAUGGCUCUCCAGGCCCAGUUGAGGAAGGCCUCAUCUGGUCCCUCUCCUGAGGCCUUCCUAUCUCUGCUUAGUGGAUACAACUGCACUGAGACCCAUGAGCAGGACAGUGGCCGCAGUGAAGCCAGCCUCAUCCUAGGUGUGAAAUGCUUCUGCACCAUCUUUUUUCUUUCUACACAUAUGCAUUGGCAACAUAUUUUAACCUCCUAUUUUAUUUAUCAGAGACCAUGCACAACAAAAUGUGUUGCACCAUAUUUAACAGCUCAUUUUUUACUCUCCGGUGUCCUGAUAGCUGUUCUUUUUUAUAAUAGUUGCUAUUCCAGGUAAAGGGAGCAUUUACUAUUAAGUGCAUGGUCCCAUUCCUGUACAUUCCUCCACUGCAUUGAGCCAAGUCACAGUCCAGGGGAGCUGAUGAGGAUUGUCUGUCCAGCUGUCCUCAUCUACAGAGUGAGGGUGAGCAGGGACCACUCGUUCCUGACCAGACCUGUAGUGGAGACCCAGACAGUGAAGCUGACAGCAUUGACAAUAACCACAAGGACCCACUUAAGAACAAAUUACCAUCAGUCUGAGCCAGUGUAUCCUGCACAAAACAUGGACUGGAAUGGUAUCUUUCCUGACGGAACACCUUCCAAGAAAGGCGGUGUCAAGCCCCCUGCAUAUGUGUUUGUAUGGAAGACAUGGGGUCAGUACUGGCAAGUGUCUGAUGGCACAUCCUCCUCCCUCACCAUUGGGACAGACGAUGUCCCUCUGGGUUCCUACAUCGUGGACAUUGUAAUCUACCACUACCGCAGCCAUGAGAAGUUCAUCCCUCUGGGAUACGCUUUAACACAGUUCUCCAUCACUGAUCAAAUCCCCUUCGCAGUCUCGAUGACCCAAGUGAACGACGUCAACGAGGCAGACCUGAGCUUCGUCCAGAACAGAGCCAUAGCCUUCACCAUCAGCCUCCACGACCCCAGCGAGUACCUGAGUGACGCCGACAUCACCUACAACUGGGGCUUUGGUGACAGCAGCGGGGCGCUCAUCUCCAGAGAGCUGACUGUCACCCACACCUAUAUAGUGGCUGGUGGCUUCAAGCCCCAGGUGGUUGUACAGGCCGUUAUCCCUGAUAAAGCAUGUGCCACACCAGCUGGUGUCAAACCCACUGGUAAUGCUGUCACCAUCGGGCCUGCAAACCCGGGCCGGCACAACAGUGAGAGCUCCUGCUGCUGAUGCGUCAGCUGCUCCAGUGAUGGUGGCCACACAGGAAGCUACAAUAAAUGUAGGCCCAUCAGCUCCCGCUGAGACUGACACAGAGG